AUGAUUUGCGCCCUCCUGUCAUUCCCGCUAAAAGAAUCUAUAAUGCGGGCAGCACGUGCACAGCAGCACAUCACUUACAUGGAAGCACAAAUAUCCCUUUACCAGGACUUAUCUACCAUCACCCUAGAUGCCCGCAGGGCCCUGCGGCCUCUCACCCGAGCACUUCAGGAGCGACGAAUUCCAUACAAAUGGGGAUUUCCAUUUAGCCUGCAGGCCCGGAUGGGAAACGUAUGGCACAUCAUCCGCUGGCCGAACGACGUGCCACGGUUUUUAAGAACCGCCAACUUACCUGCUAUCUCAGUGCCAAACUGGAUCCUGGAGGAACCCCCGGCGCGAGCCACAGGCCCAUCUGAAGUGGCACACAACAUCCACCUGGAGCCUGGACCACCAAGACGCAGAGGCGGCCCAAUAGGCCCUGAGGAAUAG
Pelobates cultripes (western spadefoot toad) is the source of this 426-nucleotide messenger RNA. Lineage: Eukaryota; Metazoa; Chordata; Amphibia; Anura; Pelobatidae. The record is from the annotation of a GenBank genome assembly.